GUGGCAAGUGUCACAUAAAUCUACAUUGAGGGCACAACAUUUACUGGACAAAGGCUGGAACAAAAAAAUAUAUCGGAUAAAGUAAGCAGGGUCACGCUGAAGAUGGAGGAUCAGUCACUGGUGGAUCACAUGACUAGGCUGAAACUUAAACUACUGGAGAAGAGACUGGAAAAUGAGCGUGACAUGGCUGAGGAAUCUGACACUGAGCCUAGCACUGCAAGAAGUUAUGAUGGCCAUGAGGAGGCACUGCAGUCUGCUUUGCGCAGGAGGAAGGAUCUGCUGCACAAACUGAGAGAACAACACCUCCUUGAAGAGAUCGCUCGGCCCCACACUUGGGAGGGCACACGUCGCAAAAAAUUCAGUGCGGAACCUCUUCAACCAGUGGCCCAUGUGCCGUAUUACCAUCCACCACCUCCUGCUGAGCCGCCUAUACGCUUUUAUCCUCCACCACCUCCUCCAGAACCUCCCAGAAUCAUCCAACAACAGUUACCUCAGCAGCCAGCAACUAUAAUUCAGCAGUUACCUGCACAGCAGCCGCUCAUCACUCAAAUUCCCUCGCCACAGGCUUUCCAGCCACCUCCUCGCUCAGGCAGCAUAAAGGAAGACAUGGUCGAGAUGAUGCUUAUGCAGAAUGCACAAAUGCACCAGAUCAUUAUGCAGAAUAUGAUGCUAAAAGCACUGCCCCCUCUUGCACUAACACAGCCUCCAACCAGCACACCCCAACCACCAGUCCAGCCACACCAGGAUUCACACUUUGCUAAUCCUGUAAUUAUGAGAGCUGAAAAGAUUAGACCGUCCUCUGUGCAUCAUCACCACCAUUACACCCCUCCUAAUCAGUCACCUCUACAACCUACCAUGCAACCAGGACACGGAUAUCCUAUGUGGUCACAAAUGAUGCCUUCAAAUCACAUGGGACAGAUGGGUGGAUUCCCCCCUGCCAUUCACCACGUGACAGGCCCAACCUCCACACUACCUGCAUUCAAUACACUUCCCAGUGGAUUAUGAUACAGUGAGCUGACAGAGGACAAAGAUCAAAAGAGCAGAGUGCAAAAAAUCUAAAUGAAGAAUAUACAGAGCUUAUACGUGAUCCACGUGUUCAGCUGAAAGUAAACACGCAACAUAUGCACCAUUUCCCUGUAUAAGACAGAUUCUGGAACAAGCUACAAUAACAUCAUCAUGUUAUGAAGCUGACACAUGUUAUAUGAGCUGGGGGGAUGUAAUUCAAUUUCUCUCAGUAACCAAGACUGACUUAUCAGUAUACAUCUGACCACUUAAUUACAGAUCCUAGCUAGCACUGCAAUAUCUUGAUCGGGUAUAUUCUAUGACUCAUUAUUUUGUAAUACAAUUGACCAGAUAAAGAUAACAAUUAUGUUAAUUUUGUAUUUUUUGUAAAUUUAAUCCAUUAAAAGUUUUUCUAACUAAAUAUUACUUAGCAUCACCACCUUCGUUGGUAAUUACAAGCAAAUUUGCUCUUCUCUUUUCAAAUCAAUAUUUAAUUUAUUUUUGUCAGAUAUAAAAAGCUCUAUAACGAGUGAUGGUAUAGUGGCAAAUACAACAGAAAAUAGGUGAGCAUUUGCUGAAACGGGGGUGCUAUAAAAACCUCAAUUAUCACCACAGCAAUGAUUAAAUCCAAAAAAGAAACCGUCCAGCCAGCACUCUCCAAACAUGUGAAGUAGUGCUUAUUGACCUAGUUCAUAGUAAAAAGCAGACAAAUUGCAAUGUUUUGACUAACAUAGUGUUUGUUAGGCUUGAUUACUGUAUUCAUUGAAACAUUGCCAUUUGUAUGUGUGCUGCUAUGCACUGAAUACAAUGACACUUAACAUUUUUAUAGAGUGCUGGGCUGUUUAUUUUUUUUGAUGUUCUAUAGACAAAUGAUCUCAUCGUAACUUCCAAAUAAACAGAUGCAAAAAAGGAAAUAUUUACAUUUUAAGGAAAAAUGUUCAUUAAUGUAUGCUUCUCUUCUAUCUGAAAAUAAAGGUUUUACGAUAAUUGUUUUAAAAAAUAAAUAAAUACAUUAAUAAAAUCUGAUUUUUAUAUAU
This is a messenger RNA of Pelobates fuscus (common spadefoot toad), 2039 nucleotides long. RefSeq names its product chromosome 8 C21orf58 homolog (gene C8H21orf58). Bases 103 to 1005 code for a protein of 300 amino acids. The record is from RefSeq and is a predicted model, not a curated record. The transcript has 10 exons. Lineage: Eukaryota; Metazoa; Chordata; Amphibia; Anura; Pelobatidae.